This is a messenger RNA of Leptosia nina, 1656 nucleotides long. Lineage: Eukaryota; Metazoa; Arthropoda; Insecta; Lepidoptera; Pieridae. The record is from the annotation of a GenBank genome assembly.
AUGGCGACUACCAUCGCGACUGUAUGUUUCCUGUUAACUAUAGGAAUAGCUUUAUCGAAUCCAACUAAACCGGCACAGACAGAUCAAAAGACGGUUCAGAUUCAAGUAAAAGAAGCAACCAAAGACCAUCUCACUAAAGCAGUGCAAAGUCAUAAUAAAGGUGACGGACACAACCACACACAAGAUGAAAUAGCUGAUGAAGGUUGGGAAUAUGAAAAUACAACUAUCGUAGACACUAGAAGAAUCCUAUACAGCAAAAGAGUAGGAGUUGGAAAACGUCCUUACAUGGUAUAUCUUCAAUUAACAAAAGAUUCAGCUAAAGCCCAUAAAUAUCGAGGCUGGCUAUGUGGAGGUGUAAUUGUUCAUCCCCUUUAUGUCCUAACCUCCGCUGCGUGUGUAGAAGAUGCUGAUCAUUUCUACAUUGUAUCUGGAACUACUAAAUUCGUUGAUAGCUUUGAUUACAAGUCAGAUGACUGCGUUUGUAAGCAUAGACGGAAAGUUGUCUGGAAGUGCAUUCCUAAAAAUUACAAGUUCGACUUCCAAGACAGUAUUAAGUGGUCAGCAAAUGAUAUUGCUAUCGUGAAGGUAGACAAGGCGUUCAAAUUAGGCGUGACGGAGUCUGGCUGUGAAUUCGCUACUGACCUAGUCUGUUACAAUAAUGUUAGCAGGGAAUUAGAGAAGGCAGGGUCUAAAGGCUUCAUUGCUGGCUGGGGAAGUGGUAAUCAAUUCAGAGAGGGUGUGUACAGAAGUGAUAGUGUUCAUAUACCAGAGAACUCGAAAUAUUUGCAAGAAGCAAAGGUAUGUGUAAUGGAUAACGAACAGUGUGCCAAGAAAUGGGCGCAACGAUUCCGAAGCAUAAUAACACAAUACAUGGUCUGCACGAAGGAUGUCAUGAAGCGGCUUAGCGAAAUCUGUGAUAAAAAAUACGCAAACUGCACAGACGUGGAAUCGAGACGACACCAGGAAGAUACAGACGACCAACAAUUAGUACCCAUAGAUAUAGGUAGACAUCUCAGAGACCCUGACGGUUAUACAGCCAGGCGAUCUUACAAACAAGGAGGAUUUUGUGAGAAUGACCACGGCGGACCCCUAAUAGUAAAAUACCAAGGCAAGGAACGUGUUGUAGGCGUGAUAUCAGCUUGUAAGAUCGACCCUAAGACUCACAGCUGCCAUGGACCAUUCUUAUACACUAGUGUCUAUAAAAACCGUCAGUUCAUCUCGUGUUCUAUAACCAAGGAAGUGGAAGAAAAUUGUAGGCGAGUCUUCCGUACUGGUAUCACACACGAGGAAAUAUCAGUUGACUGGAGUAACGUUGAUGAGGACAAUGACAAGACCGAAAGUCUCGCAAAUAACGACAGAGACGACGAGGACGAUAGUGACGAUGAAAAGGACACUUUAAGAGAAGAAAGUGCGUCAAAAAAAGCGGAAAAAAUAAAAGCCGACUCAGAUGACUCUAGUGAAUCGGAGGAACGAAAACCUAAGUCGAAGCACGUUAAAGAGGAGGUAAAGGAAAAAACAAAAGCCAAAGGCAGAUCUAAAGGAAAGAAGGGUAAAAAGCGUUCAGCAAAGGGAAAAAGACACCACGAUGAGAAGACACUUCGCGGUGCAUCCUAUGAGUCCAGUAGGGACGAAAAUGUAAAUGAACCAGAAGAAUAA